Molecule: messenger RNA, 3090 nt
Organism: Mycena citricolor
Lineage: Eukaryota; Fungi; Basidiomycota; Agaricomycetes; Agaricales; Mycenaceae
Source: the annotation of a GenBank genome assembly
AUGAUCCGACUUCUGGUUCAAUUCGGGAACGUUCAUGAGGGGUGCAGUCCGAUUUCAUUGGCCGGAGGAAGGGGCCAGCUUUCGUUGAGAGGAGGAACUGCCGGAUUCGGCUUCCAUAAUGCCUCCGCUAUCGACAGCCUGCUGGAUAAGGAAGACGUUUCCGUAGAAGCUAUUUUGGACGAAGACGAUCUGCUGCAAGAAUGCAAGGCCCAAAACACGCGCCUUAUAGAUUAUUUCCAGCGGGUGGAUGUGUUGCAGAGAUUGCUGAAGCAUGUUUCGGGGCAGAUUGAGAACGAAGAGCACGGCCAAUUCAAGUACCCUUAUGUCUCUACCGAAGUGCUAUGCAGCGAGAUAUGGUCUAUUGUCGAGACGUGUGUCAACUCGCAAACCGAGCUCUUGGUCCCAUUCUGGGAUGCCAUCCUCGACAGAUCACCUGAAGACAUGAAGACGCAGAUGGUCAUGGCGUCGCACUUCGCCAAAAUCAACGCUGUGUUCUUGGGAAAAAGACCUGCGGAGAUGCUGGCUUUCAUCCGCGCGCAACCGGACAUUGUGGAGCGCAUUCUCCGACACAUCGAAACGCCCUCAUUCAUCGACCUGCUUGUGCGCAUCAUUCAGCUGGACGAACAGCCGGGAGGAGCGGGUGUGCUCGAGUGGCUGUCGUCAGAGAACCUGAUGGCUCGGCUCCUGGUGUUCCUCGCACCGACAUAUUCUCCGGACGUGCAUAAUGUCGUCGCGGAGCUCAUCAAAGGCAUCAUCUCGAUGGCCACUCCCACCCCCGGUGCCGGAUUGGGGGAAAUGACAGCCGGACCCGCGUCCAACAUCUUUGCGCGACAGCUGGCAUCGAUGGAGAGCGUCAAGACGCUAUCCGGUUACAUACUUCUGGACUACAAAACGCCGCCGCCAGACCAGGCUGAGACGGAGACCUUGCCAAAUGCGGAAUCCUGCACCUCCUCGGUCGUGCACUCCAUUGCGAUCGUCAUCGAACUCAUUCGGAAGAACAACUCCAACUACUUCGAGCCAUACCUAUUUCACACGCUUCGAAAUCGGCUCAUCCAGGUCCAGCAGCAUCUGGGGCCCGCUGCGCUAGAAGAGGACGGCGAUGGUGGACGAGAGCAGUUGGAAAGCGCUUUGGGAGAGAUGGUAGAUCGGAUUGGAGUGGUUCAUUUGGGUCCUCUGCUAGAGUUGAUCACAGAGAAGCUGGACGGGUUACAGGGCUACCUGCGUUCGCCACGCUCAGUCAACGGAACCAUCAAAACGACGGUCGGAGACAUCGCUCCUCUCACGUUUGAGCGCUAUCGGAUAUGCGAACUGCUUGCCGAAAUGCUGCACUGCUCGAAUAUGGCGCUCCUCAAUCGGGGGAUCGAGCACAGCCGCCUGUACGACAGCGAAGGUCGCCUUCAAGGCGGACUGGCUGCUCUCGAAGAACUCGCGCAGGUCAUCGCACUCAAUCCUGGCAGCGAGGACCGGGACACGCCGAUGCGAUCGAGGGAUGACAUUGCCCCUGCGCACGAGCUGCCUGUGAGCGGUGGGCUGUCAUCGCUGUCGGAUUCCGAUGAAGACAUGAGCGACGACGAGCCGGGUAGUUCGGACGAAGAUCUGAUGGAGGACGAUACUCCUUUUCCCAUCUCAAAACCACACGCGCCAUUACCACCUAGCGGCUCGCCCCCGCUGCAACAGGAAUCCGCGCCCAGCGCGUCUCCGGUGUUGCCCACGCCUUCAUCUUCGCCGAGUAUCAGGUCUCAGCGAGCAAGACAGAGCGUUGUGCUGGAGCUACCUCCGGGUGAGCUGUUCAAGCGUCGAUUUGUCGAACUGAAUAUCCUGUCGACAUUACUGGACCUCUUUUUCGAGUUCCCAUGGAAUAACUUUCUACACAGUGCGGUUUAUGACCUGACGCACCAGAUCCUAACUGGGACCGUCGAUAAUGGAGGGCAGAGUCGAGAACUGGCUAUUUCCCUCUUCCGCGAUGCAAAACUCAUGCAAAGGAUCAUCGAGGGUCAGAAAAUGAACGAUGCAGCGCAGGACAAGCCCAAGGCCGUACGAUUAGGGUAUAUGGGCCAUCUCACACUAAUUUCGGAGGACGUCUUGACUGCGAUGGAGCGUUUCCCCACGGAUGUGCGAGAGGCAAUCGAACCGUUUGUACCUCAGCCGGACUGGGACGAGUACGUCAAAGGACGCUACAAGGAAACGAAGCAGCGCGAUGCUGAGCCGUUGGGUGGCGGGAAACCAGUCAUCCGUAGCACCAUGGCAGGGAGCAGUCGGUGGAAAGUUGACGAGGAAGACACCACUGGAACCGCAGUCACAGGAACGACGACAGCGGCAACAACAUCCGACAGCGACGCAAAUGUCAAGGGCGAGUUCAAACGCGCCAGCUCGUCACGUCCGAGGCGGGAGGGCAGCGCUGAUUUCGGGCCUGCAGAUGCUAACGAAAACGACGGCUUCGAAGUCCGGUCAGCUGCAUUCUACGAAAGCUCAGAUUCAUUCGAUUCGGACGACGAGGAUGACUCCAACGGAGGAUGGUUAUCACAGUCCAAAUUUUCCCUCGGCCAGCCACCAGCGACUGGUCGCCCGGAACGAAGGCCUUUGAGUGCUUCUGGCUUCGAUGACGCCUUCGAGCCCGGUGCUUCAGAUCCAUUCGCAGAUGACGAUGGCUUCGGGCCCUUUUCAGAUUCUGGUUCUGAUGCGUUCUCAUUCGCUGACGAGAUGGACGAUACGGCUUUCGACAGUUUCGGCGACUUCGGAGAAUUCCACGGGUCAUCGUCAAUUCAAGACGGCGAGCUGACGCCGACCGGCAGCUGGACGUUUGCCAGCGGUUCCGGUUCAGAUGACGCGGGUUCGGAGCCCUUUGAUCCACAUAGUCCACAGGGAGAUAAACGAAUGUCGUAGUAUGUCAUGUAAGAUGUACUCGUCCUUCCUAUUCGGGUUUGAAUUCGUAUCCGCCCUGUCUGGCGACCGCCACAAAGUCGAGCGUGGCAAGCUCUGCGCCGGCAGAGUCCGCCAGUGUGCAUUCGACUUUGUCUCCAGGAGACACCUUCCCGACGCCGGAGGGUGUUCCGGUCAGUACGAGAUCUCCUUCCUGUCAAUAAGCGUCAG